Molecule: messenger RNA, 1509 nt
Organism: Hibiscus syriacus
Lineage: Eukaryota; Viridiplantae; Streptophyta; Magnoliopsida; Malvales; Malvaceae
Product: aspartic proteinase nepenthesin-1-like
Exons: 3
Coding region: 1-1509 (502 amino acids)
Cellular component (GO): extracellular region
Source: RefSeq, a predicted model, not a curated record
AUGUCUUUAACCCCUCGUUUUCUCGAUUCUAUAUGGUUCAUUUCCCUCUAUUCAGCUCUAUUUCAGCACCAUUUCGCAUUUGCAACUUCAAAUUCAUCUGGUCGAACCCUAAGGGCUGUCCUUAAUGAUUCUCCGAGCUCUCCUUUGUAUCUUGUUGGAAACUUGACGAGAACCGAAAGAAUAGGAAGAUUGAUCAAAGUUACCAAUGCUCGAAUCGAUUACCUAAAUAAACUCUCGAAUUUUACCACAAAGGUAGGCGAAAACAAUAUUCGACUACCAUUAUAUCUAGAUGGUUUAAUCUAUGCUGUGGGGUUCACAAUUGGAAGCCAACACCACCCGGUGAAGCUGUUGAUGGACACCGGUGGUUCUCUAACUUGGACCCAAUGUCAGCCAUGCUCGGGUUGUUUCCCACAAACUCUUCCCAUUUAUGAUCGUAGAGCGUCGACCACUUACGCUACACUUCCUUGCAGCCAUCCUUUCUGCAGCGGCGAGCAAAGACACUACAAUUGUGUCAACGACGUAUGUGUCUACGAUGUUACAUACGGAGGCGGAUCGUCUACCCAAGGCGUCGCGUCGUUGGAGACGUUCGACUUCUUCGUCAACCAACAAAUGCAUGCUUUCCCCCAAUGUCCUCUUCGGCUGCUCCGACGCCACGGCGAGCAAAGACACUACAAUUGUGUCAACGACGUAUGUGUCUACGAUGUUACAUACGGAGGCGGAUCGUCUACCCAAGGCGUCGCGUCGUUGGAGACGUUCGACUUCUUCGUCAACCAACAAAUGCAUGCUUUCCCCAAUGUCCUCUUCGGCUGCUCCGACGCCAGUAGUGACAUUAGCUUCGAGAACAGCGAGAUUUCAGGAAUCUUCGGAUUAAGCUUGGGACCGGAUUCGAUUCUAAACCAACUUUCUCAUUUCAUCGGCUACCGAUUCUCCUACUGUUUUGCCCCUUUCAGCGGCGGAAUACCUCAUCCGCUCCUCGUUCGCUUCGGGGAAGACAUUCCGCCGCUGCACAACGCUCAAACGACGAUGUUCGUGCAACCGCCGUUCCGGGUCUAUUUCUUCUACAUGGAAUUGAUGGAAAUAAGCGUCGGAAAUUACCGUAUAAACUUCCCACCGUAUACGUUUGAGAUCAGGGGAGAUGGGAGUGGUGGUAGCUUCAUAGACUCGGGAGCCAUGAUAACUCAAAUCGAUGCCAACACACCUGGGCUCAACGCUUAUGAAGAAGCCUUCAAACAAGACGGGGAAGGAUUUGAUCUCUGUUAUGAUCUUCCACCUGGGGGUUACGAUAAUUUUGCACCUUUAACAUUCCAUUUUAAUGCUGCCGAUUACACCGUUGAUGGGAAAUUUAUGCAUAGUUUCUACGAUUCUCAUUUCUGCGUGGCGCUGCUAGGAAAGGGAUCGAGUUCGACUGUACUUGGUGCUUGGCAACAACAAAACAAACGUAUCGUUUAUGAUGGUCAGAUCGCCGGACUCCGAUUUGCCGACGAAGAUUGCAUCCAUGACGUUUUCUGA